Amorphotheca resinae ATCC 22711 is the source of this 1515-nucleotide messenger RNA. RefSeq lists its product as hypothetical. The transcript has 3 exons. The record is from RefSeq and is a predicted model, not a curated record. Bases 1 to 1515 code for a protein of 504 amino acids. Gene Ontology annotation, biological process: signal transduction. Gene Ontology annotation, molecular function: ionotropic glutamate receptor binding; synaptic receptor adaptor activity. NCBI's taxonomy places the organism in Eukaryota, Fungi, Ascomycota, Leotiomycetes, Helotiales, Amorphothecaceae.
AUGGCCUUCGAGUCCGGCACCGCCUAUCCCGAGAGCGACGCGGAUGAUGAGUACGAGAGAUCCGUCCAUGACAGCUCGCCCAUGCUGGCCACGGAUUCUGAGGCCUCGCCAACUGACUCGGAGGGCCCCUCUUCGAACGAGCACACGCCAACAACAUACGGCGCUCACAGUAGCGGAGAUCGGUUACCGGAGACCAUUAUCUCGGAGUGGACGGCGGACGAGUGUGCGGACUUUGUGAGCAGCCUGGGCUUGCGACAAUAUGGUGACCAGUUCUUAGAAAAUGAGAUCGUGGGCGAGGCAUUAGUGGCGUUGCAGCAUGACGAUCUGAAGCAGAUGGGGGUGACGAGCGUUGGACACCGACUUACGAUUCUGAAGAGCGUUUAUGAUAUCAAGAUCAAGCAGGAUAUACCCAUAGAGAGCGAUCAUUACGUCCCCUUGUCAGCAGAUGCUGAGGCUCAGUAUGCCACGGCAACCCUCAAGGAUAUCCAACACCUCGUGGAACAGCUACGAAUACGGGAUGAACGCAUGACCAUUGCCGAGAUGGAACUGCGCAGGAUUACAGCAGAGUACGCACGGCUGCGAGAAGAUUUACUGCCGGUAUUUCGCAUGGCCAAAGAAGCGCAGCCACUCCCAUACCCUUCUCAGGAUGCCAACGGCCAAACCGCUUCGUAUCACGAUACCUCAAGCACAAUAUCACCCCCAGCACCGACCCCUUCAUCGGGCCAGUCUGGUGGUGGCUUAUCCCGAAAGUACUCGACAAAGAAGCUUUUCUUUGAAGGAGGACCUAAAACCUCAUCUCCGACCUAUCUCCCAACUAGCCAAGAGAGGUCUUUGAUGGAACAAGCCCUGGACCCUGCGAAUGCAGCAGAGAGGGCAGUCCUAUCUUCAUCACAUCUAGCAGCAAUGAAUGGUGGGCCGACAGCAACGUCCCCUGGACACCUAUCGCCGAACCAACCGUCUCCAACAUCUCCUCCCACGCUAAGCAAUUCGACGCUUGCUUCUCGCUCCUACCGAUCCGACCUACCUACUCCAGCUCGCAGCACCUUCCAACAAAACGAUAAUGAUGCCUACCAAACUACAGCCUACUCUCGCGACAGCGCAAAACCAGCCCCUUCACGACGAGCGCAGACCCCCGCUCCCGAUACGCCCGCGGGCACUGGUGGUGGGGCAUCCGUUGAAAUCUUCAAAUCCUUCCGUGUCAGUAUGGAAGAUCCAUGCUACAAAGUCCUACCUGCCGCCCUCAAAAAGUACAACAUCAACGCUCCUUGGGAACAUUAUGCCCUAUACAUUGUUUAUGGAGACAAAGAACGGUGCUUGGGCAUGGAUGAAAAGCCUUUGAUAUUAUUCAAACAAUUAGAUAAAGAAGGCAAGAAACCCAUGUUUAUGCUGAGAAAAAUGAACAACAAUGCAGAUGGCCCAGUCGGAGACGUCCCCGGCAGCGCGGGCUUAGAUGGGAGGGGUGGGCGGGGCAUGAAUCAAGGCAUGCCCUAUGAUCCUCCCGGCGGGGUUCUAUAA